This is a messenger RNA of Triplophysa dalaica, 1404 nucleotides long. Its product is annotated as taste receptor type 1 member 1-like. The transcript is spliced from 5 exons. The record is from RefSeq and is a predicted model, not a curated record. Bases 1 to 1404 code for a protein of 467 amino acids. Lineage: Eukaryota; Metazoa; Chordata; Actinopteri; Cypriniformes; Nemacheilidae. Gene Ontology annotation, biological process: G protein-coupled receptor signaling pathway. Gene Ontology annotation, molecular function: G protein-coupled receptor activity. Gene Ontology annotation, cellular component: membrane.
AUGUUUUCUAGGCACACUUUCUCAAAAUCUGGCUACCAGAUGCUCCAAGUAAUGAAGUUUAGUGUUGAGGAGAUCAAUAACUCCACCACCCUGCUGCCAAAUGUUUCUCUGGGCUAUGACAUUUUUGACCAUUGUUCUGACAGUAAGAACUUUCCUUCAGUUUUUAGUUUUAUCUCACAGAAUGGAUCAAUUAAACCUAAAGAAAAACUCAACACCCAUCAACCCAAAGUGAUAGCUUUAACAGGACCAUAUGGAAGCACUAGAACUAUUACUAUUGCACCACUGGCCACAACGGACCUAAUACCAAUGGUAAAUUAUGGAGCUACCAGCUAUACGUUAAGUGAUAAGCUUCAGUAUCCUUCUUUUAUAAGAACAAUUCCUAGCAACAAAGACCUGAUACAGAUGAUUCUUCAUAUCAUAAAGUGGUUUGGAUGGAACUGGGUUGCUUUUCUUGGAGGUCCAGACAAUUACAGCGAAGAUGGCCUCCAACUGUUUAACAAGUAUAUCAGAAAUACUGGCAUUUGUUUGGGCUAUCAAGAGUCUCUCAGCCAAAAUGCAAACUACAGUCUAACUCUGAGAAGGAUUGACAAGCUCAACAUCAAUGUCAUUGUGGUUUUCGCUGGGCCACAAUAUGCAAAAAACAUAAUCAAAGCAGCUAUAGCAAACAACAUCCAAGACAAAGUUUGGAUUGCAAGUGAAACCUUGUCAACGAAUCAACAGAUUCUAAGAGAGCCAGGAAUCAAAACAAUUGGUACAGUAAUUGGCAUCAGGGAGAGAUUAUUAUCCGUGCCUGGAUUUAAUGAAUUCACCCGUAAAGCCAAAGAAACAACUAAGAUUUAUAUGAAUGAUAAUGUUGAGAGUGAAAUCCAGACUACGACAUGUAAUCAGGAUUGUGAAAAUUGCUCAUUGUUGACUGCAGAGGAAAUGAUUCAUGAAGAUUCCACAUUGUCCUUUGCCAUCUACACUGCAAUAUAUACCAUAGCUCAUGCAUUACAUAAAGUUCUGCAGUGCAACAUGAAUGAAUGCCACAAAAAUACAACAGUCAAGCCAUACGAGCUUCUGGUAGAAAUUAAGAAGUUGGAUUUUCUCCUACAUGGCCGCCAGGUGAAAUAUGAUGCUAAUGGUGAUCCUGCUGUCAGUUAUGCAGUGGUGCUGUGGCACACUGAAACAAAUCCUCCAUGGAUAGAGAUGGUGGGCACCUAUGACACAUAUCCAGAAAUUACUUUUACAAUCAACAACUCUCUCUUGCCCUGGCGUAACAAUGUUUCUGUUCCUUUCUCAAACUGCUCUGUUGACUGUAAGGAGGGAUUUUCAAAGGCACCAGUGGGAUAUCAUGAUUGCUGCUUUCUGUGUAAAGAAUGUCCACAAAACACCUAUGUGAAUUAUUCUCGUUUUGUUAUUUGA